Messenger RNA from Oncorhynchus nerka (sockeye salmon), 1726 nucleotides. RefSeq names its product proenkephalin a (gene penka). Gene Ontology annotation, biological process: sensory perception; neuropeptide signaling pathway; chemical synaptic transmission. The coding region runs from base 200 to 871 and encodes 223 amino acids. The transcript has 3 exons. NCBI's taxonomy places the organism in Eukaryota, Metazoa, Chordata, Actinopteri, Salmoniformes, Salmonidae. The record is from RefSeq and is a predicted model, not a curated record. Gene Ontology annotation, cellular component: plasma membrane; neuronal cell body; dendrite. Gene Ontology annotation, molecular function: opioid receptor binding.
UUUUGAGCAUCCUCCUGAGUAUUUGGCUUCGUGACCCACAAGCUUGUCCAGCUGUGCGACUUCAGAGAAAGCUGAUUGGCUCAAUCGCAAGUGCUUUUUUUCUAACGGCAAGACGGUAAUAUAUUUGUUACAAAGCCUCACAAUCAACAGUUCCUACAGCAACACAACAGGACUUGGACUAAACAGAAAAACAGAGUCUAUGGCUGUGCCGGGGAACUCACUACCGAUACUGCUUCUCGGUGCGUAUUUUGCGCUGACGGUCGGAGCAGACUGCGAGAAGGACUGUGCGCUCUGCCUCAACCGUCUACGGGGGCAUCAGACGGCGAUUACCACUCUGACAUGCUCAAUAGAAUGUGAGGGCAGCCUGGACACCACGAAGCUCCGCCUCUGCCGAGACGUCCUAUUGGAGGAGGUAGAUGACAUCAAACAGGAAGAGGUGCAGGGUCAGCAGCACCAACUGGCCAAGAAGUAUGGCGGCUUCAUGAAGCGCUACGGGGGGUUCAUGAUCAGGAGGCGCUCACCCGUAGAGGGGCGAGUGCAGGGAGGAGAAAACAGCCCGGUGGCUGAGGAAGAGGACAUCCGUUUGGAGAUCCUGAAGAUUCUGAAUGCAGAGGCUGAGGGCCAGAGGGAUGAGGAAGUGGCCAAGCGCUAUGGGGGGUACAUGAGAAGAGCGGGGGACUUGGGGGGCCUGGAGGGGGUGGGCAGGCCAUUGAAGAAGCGCUAUGGGGGCUUCAUGAGAAGGGUGGGAAGGCCUGAGUGGCUGGAGGAUCAGAAGAACCAGGGGGGUUUCCUGAAGCGCUCCUGGGAGGGGGAGCAGGGUGACUCCCCCCUGGCUGAAAUACAGAAGAGAUAUGGAGGAUUCAUGGACUAGGGGUCGGCCCCUCCUCCAACCUCUCCUGAGUCUGGACUCUCAAUGUUGAUUAGAUUAUCCAUUCUUGUUCCGCUGUAGAGCUUCACUGUCAUGAUUUUUGUUUGAUUGGGUAUAAUGUGACAAAAAAAGAGUACUGUAUAUGUUUUAUGGUUUUGGUUAUUUAUAAAAUAACCUGUGUUCGUUGUGGUGUACGAGGCUGGGGCAUGUGUGGAAAACAAAUCGUGGCAUGACCUGUUUGUUUUCUUUCCCUUUGUCUUGCCAUUGGUUUUUAAAGGGAUAGUUCACUUUUUUUAAAUGUUAGUUGAGUUUCCACUUAAAAACUGUCAUCCAAACUAUUUUUAAGUUUGUUAGUUGGUUAUUUAGAAAUGGCCAGACUCUCCUGGCGAGGUAACAUUAAGCUACAGCUUCAAAAAAGUUAAUUAUCCCUUUAAGUGGCCAUAGAAUAUUUUCUGAAGCUUCCAUUUCCACCACAAAGUCUCACAAAAGGCUGUAACUAUGGGGGAGCAGGCUAUUGUGGCCUUCCCAUUGGUGGUUUGGUCUUUGGAACUGAAGGGCCCAUCAAUGUUAUCUGCUUUGUUGUUGGAACAUGGAGGUACCCUACUCUAAGUACUGCUAUACCAGUGUGUUGUAGUUAUCCAUCUAAUGGCAGUGUGUCGGUCGCUUUUCAUUGUUAUUAUAAUAACCAUGUUGCUCUUUCCACAGUGCUCACACUUAUCCCAGUAUGCUGAUGUUGAAACAUGUUGCUUUCAGUCGAUAAAUGCCCUAAUUUUUUCUUCUUUCUAUUGAGAACAGAGCAGCAUUUCAGACCAAUUAGUUGUACAAAACAUAAUAAACCCAUGUAUCCUGCAAAAAUAA